CAACCCCCACACGUCCUGGUUACUAAUCAAGAAGAAUAGUUCCUUUGAUGCCAUUUUUAUUAUUAUUGUAAUCUUUGGGGUUUGUAAUGGCUUUUAUUUUAACUUUUUUUCUACACUUUAGAUUUAUUUUUGUGUUAGAAUAGUUCAGCAUUUUUCUUUGAAAAAUCUGUGCAGAUCCUAAACUUUCCGUCUCUUUGGGGAUUAGCCAGCUGCUCAGUCCAGAGAGGAGGGGCUCAGCAUUCCUGUCCUGCACCUCUGUGUCUGUGUGCUGAGGGGCCCUCUGAGCUAAUUGGUGCAGAGUCACAAAGAUGGUUUGCUUCAAAAGAGAAACCCUGAUGGGAUGUUCACACUGGAGAGGAGGAUACUACUUUAUAUUCUGCAUUGAGAUGUUACCAGUGGGUCAUAGUUUCUAGUUUUGAUGAUUUGAUAUAAACAUGGAUGGAAUGUUUUGGAAGCAGCAGCAGAACUGAACUUUGGAUGACAAUGAGCUACAUGCAGUUGGAGACAGAUAUCAUGACGUACCUGUCGCAGAGUCAAUCGGAUGACGGACUCAAAGAUUUUAAUGUGGUGGGUAUUCUGCAUAACUUCUGGGAACAGAAGCAAACAGCUCAGUCAGAUGAUUCCACAGCCGAGUUGGAAAAGAUUUGUGGGAAAUCUGGCAGCCUAACAGAUAGUCUGCUGUUAUACGAGUCGGCACCUUCCGCUGGUCCCCCUUAUGUCUGCUAUGUCACAUUGCCUGGAGGAAGCUGCUUUGGCAACUAUAAGGUGUGUGACACUCAGGCAGAGGCACGCAGGGAUGCAGCCCGUGUGGCUCUGAUGAACUCAAUGGUGAAUGAGCUGCCGUGUCGCUGCAUCACGGCUGAGUUCAUCACUCACAGUCUGAACCAAGCUGCCACAGAAAGCUCAGUUCCUAUGGAGGAUGCAUGUGACUCAAGCACCAGCUUAGGAACCUACAGUGUGCUGCUUCAGUCCUACAUGGGACGGACCAUGCUGGAGUUUCAGGAGAUGAUGACAGUUUUCCAGCUGUUGCACUGGAAUGGGACACUGAAGGCUCUGAAGGAGAAGAAGUUUUCCCGGCAGAGUGUGAUUACGUACUACUCCCAGCGAGGGUUGGAUGAGUCCAUGCGGAGCAGCAUGGCUCUGGAUUGGCUGGGAAAGGAGCAGAAAGCUCCUGGGUUGCUGGCAAUGGAGCUGCAAGUGGCGCAGAGGGAGCUAGUGUUGGCACGACGCCGAGGCAUAGAGCUGCGCUUUUACAAAGAAAAAACAGAGAUCCUCAGCUUAGCCCUGAGUCAAGCAUAUAUUCACCACACACCCGAACUCUUCAGCCCAUAUCUAGGCCAACAGGAACAACUCCCUUUACACAUUUUAUACAGGCGGGAUACAGAUGUUCAGACACCCCUGCAAACUUCUACCUCAGACAUGCCCUCCAACAGUCCCUCACUAUAUUCACAGUGCAUGUUCAUGCCUUUAAAUAACCCUGAAUAAAAGGGAUUAAAAAAGCACAGAGCAUGAAUUAGUGAUGCCGUGUCAGUGGCACCGGAGUUUGUGAUACAUGCUAGUGCGUGCUAUGUUUCUAGUUCCUUUAUUACUGAUUUAAGCACUCAUUAAGAAGCUGAGAUUUUAAACAUACAUCAUUAACAGUAGAAAACCACUCAAUGUUCAAAAUCCAUAUAUGAUACCAUAAAACCUAACUGACAUGUGCAGCUUUAAAAAUAAAAGCAGUUUCCAUUAAUCUGAAAUAAAUUUUAGGAGAUGUAGCAUCAAUUAUACUCUAACCUAAAGGCAUGCUGGUUCUUCUGCAUUUCCAUUGAGCAUUGACUCUGUUGCCAUGUGUUUAUUUCUAUUUUAUAACACAGUUUUACCUGUAACUUAUAAAAGUUUUGUU
This is a messenger RNA of Cyprinodon variegatus (sheepshead minnow), 1885 nucleotides long. RefSeq names its product limb and CNS expressed 1 (gene lix1). The coding region runs from base 439 to 1485 and encodes 348 amino acids. Gene Ontology annotation, cellular component: cytoplasm. NCBI's taxonomy places the organism in Eukaryota, Metazoa, Chordata, Actinopteri, Cyprinodontiformes, Cyprinodontidae. The transcript is spliced from 6 exons. The record is from RefSeq and is a predicted model, not a curated record. Gene Ontology annotation, biological process: autophagosome maturation.